GUGUGACUGACGACUGGGACAGACGCACGAUGAUGAACAUCUUGCAGGACUUCUACGGAAACAAGGUCCUGAGUGAGACUCACGUCUUCUCUCCAUCAGGAGUCUACCACCAGCUCAGUCCUGAGGCAGAUCAUGGCACCUACAUGGCGUACAUCAAGAGCCUCCCCAUCAACGACCCCACGGAGAUCUUUGGUCUCCAUGACAACGCCAACAUCACGUUUGCGCAGAACGAGACGUUCACCAUCCUGGGUGACCUGGUCAGCAUGCAGCCCAAAACAUCCAGCAGCACCGGCAAGUCACGCGAAGAGGUAAUGGAGGACACGGCGCGGGGUAUCCUGGAGAAGGUACCGCCGCCCGUACCGGUGGGACCGGUCAUGGAGAAGUACCCGGUCAUGUACGAGGAGUCCAUGAACACGGUCGUCGUACAGGAGGUCAUCAGGUACAACCGUCUGCUGAACACCGUCCGUCAGACACUGAACGACCUUCUGAAGGCACUGAAGGGUCUGGUGGUGAUGUCAGGAGAGCUGGAGGGCAUGGCUAACUCACUCUACAUCAACCAGGUUCCUACUAUGUGGGCAGGCAAGGCUUACCCAUCCCUGAAGCCGCUUGCAUCCUGGGUAGUUGAUCUAGUGACGCGUAUGGAGUUCAUCCACGAGUGGAUCGACCACGGGAUCCCUACGAUCUUCUGGAUCUCCGGAUUCUUCUUCCCACAAGCCUUCCUGACGGGCACGCUGCAGAACUAUGCCAGGUCACAGGUCAUCUCCAUAGAUACCAUCACCUUCGACUUCCAGGUGAUGCGUGAGUCCAUCUCGGAGUUGAAAGAGCGUCCGGAACACGGCGUGUACAUCCGGGGGCUGUUCCUCGAGGGAGCGCGCUGGGACUCGGUCGGCUUCCAGCUGGCAGAGUCCAACCCGAAGGAGCUGUACACGGACAUGCCCGUCAUGUGGCUCAAACCCAUGCCUAACCGCAAGGCACCGACAAGCGGGAUCUACCUGUGUCCUGUGUACAAGACUCUACAGAGAGCAGAAAACAAGCAUCAAAGGAUACAGAAAGUGGUGACAUGGAAGAACAAGAACCAGGACCAGAAAGUGGCGACGUGGAAGAACAAGAACCGCAGGACCAAGCCAGGCUUCUGA
Branchiostoma belcheri (Belcher's lancelet) is the source of this 1136-nucleotide messenger RNA. Its product is annotated as dynein heavy chain 1, axonemal-like. Gene Ontology annotation, molecular function: minus-end-directed microtubule motor activity; dynein intermediate chain binding; dynein light intermediate chain binding. The transcript is spliced from 7 exons. The coding region runs from base 30 to 1136 and encodes 368 amino acids. Gene Ontology annotation, cellular component: dynein complex. Lineage: Eukaryota; Metazoa; Chordata; Leptocardii; Amphioxiformes; Branchiostomatidae. The record is from RefSeq and is a predicted model, not a curated record. Gene Ontology annotation, biological process: microtubule-based movement.